This is a messenger RNA of Auxenochlorella protothecoides, 1458 nucleotides long. Its product is annotated as Protein YIPF6. The transcript is spliced from 8 exons. Gene Ontology annotation, cellular component: membrane; trans-Golgi network. Bases 1 to 1458 code for a protein of 485 amino acids. The record is from RefSeq and is a predicted model, not a curated record. Gene Ontology annotation, biological process: primary metabolic process; endoplasmic reticulum to Golgi vesicle-mediated transport. NCBI's taxonomy places the organism in Eukaryota, Viridiplantae, Chlorophyta, Trebouxiophyceae, Chlorellales, Chlorellaceae.
AUGCUCUCCCCUUCGUGCAUCCGGAUCCCUGGGGACGGAUUGGGUGUCGGCCCGUCGUCCCGACACGCCGCGAGCCCGGCUCGCUCCUCGGCAUGGCGCCAGUUCAGGCCCUUCCUGCCCUGCCGCCCCGCAAGAUUCCCCUGCCCGACCGUGGCCUCGACCUCUGAUGCCCCCGGAUCCACGGCCUUCAAGGUGAACGUCCAGGGCAGGCACAUCACCCUGACCCCCUCCCUGAAGCAGCAUGCCGAGUCCAAGGUGAUCAAGGCCCUGCAAAAGUACGACAACGCCGUCAAGGAGGUGGACAUCAAGCUGUCGGUGGGCGGGCGGGGCAAGGAGGCGCACCACCAGCGCCAGCAGACCGCGGAGGUGACGGUCCGCACGCUGCGCCACGGCGUCGUGCGCGUGGAGGACACCGAGGACGACCUGCACGCCGCGGUUGACCUGGUGGUGGACAAGCUGCGGCGCAAGAUGUCCAAGCUGAAGGGCAAGGCCCUGGCGCGCAGCGACUGGCCGGGCAGGGGCGGCGGCAAGGGCGGGCCCUCCCUCUCCGACGUCCUGCCGGAGGACGGGGACGAGGCAGCGGAGACCCUGGACCUCAACGCCGAGCCGCCGGUGCUACCGGAGAUCGUGAGGGAGAAGAUCGUGUUCAUGGAGAAGCUGCUGACCGUCAGCGAGGCGGUGGUGCAGAUGGAGCAAGGCGAGCAGGGUUUCUUUGGGUUUGGUGGAGUGGGCCACGACUUUUACGUUUUCCAGGACUCUGCGGACCGCAUGCUCAAGAUAGUUUACCGCAGGAAGUCCGAGGGCUACGGCCUGUUCGCCGCGGAGCCUCCUGUGGCCACUGCAUCCACAUCGGCUCCAGGAUCCGGGUAUCAAGCCCCCUCCAGCCCGGGAGCUUCCGCCUCGCCCGUCGGGUAUGGACCCACCAGCAACACCCUGGACGAGCCCAUCGGGGACACCAUCAAGCGCGACCUCAAACGCAUCUAUAAGAACCUGGUCAUGGUGGUCUUCCCCUUCAAGGAUCGGAGCCAGCAGACUGCGGCCCUGCGCAACUGGGACCUGUGGGGUCCCAUGGUAUUCACAAUCGCACUAGCCAUUGCCCUGGCGGUCGGACCUAAUAAAGACAUGUCGGCCACCUUUUCGCUCGUCUUCGCCCUGGUGUCGGUGGGCGCCAUCGUGCUGACACUGAACGCGGUGCUGCUGGGGGGCACCAUCGGCUUCUUCCAGUCCCUCUGCCUCCUGGGCUACUGCAUCUUCCCCCUCACCGUCGUCGCCCUGGUGUGCAUGGGCGUCACCUCCCUCCUCGCGCGCUGGAUCAUCGUGCCCCUGGGCAUCGCCUGGUGCGCCUGGGCCAGCGUCCCCUUCAUCGGCGGCGCCGUGCCCGCCAACCGCCGCGCGCUGGCCGUCUUCCCCCUGGUCCUCCUCUACACCACCCUCGGCUGGCUCGCCCUCAUAUCCUGA